AUGGCUAAUCUGGCGGUGGCAAUCGCUGUGGGCUCCAUUAGGGAUCUGGACCUGGGGGUGACGGAGAAGAAGACCGAGGCCAUUUUUCUCCAUGACAAAGGAGCUAAAUCACCCCAGGCUCAGAUAAGAGUAGGUACGCACAGGGUCCCGAUUGAGGCCCAGAUGAAAUAUCUGGAUCUUAUCCUGGACAGCACUUGGUGCUUCAAGGAACAUAUAGGCCGCUUGGUCCCCCGAUUUAAGAUGAUAUCAAUAAGGCUGGGCAGACUUAUGCCCAACAUCGGGGGACCAGGACAAAAGGCCCGUCGUCUCCACGUGGGAGUUUUGAACUCGGUGGCGCUAUAUGGGGCGCCCAUAUGGGCUGAGGCCUUGGCCGUCAAUCGCCGAAUGCGUGCGCAGUUGCGCAAGGCGCAUAGAACACUGGCGGCCAUGGUCAUCAGGGGAUAUAGAACGAUAUCCCACGUGGCGGUGACGGCUCUGGCGAGCAUGUCCCCCUGGAGCUCCAGGCGUUAA
Harpegnathos saltator (Jerdon's jumping ant) is the source of this 510-nucleotide messenger RNA. RefSeq lists its product as uncharacterized. The record is from RefSeq and is a predicted model, not a curated record. NCBI's taxonomy places the organism in Eukaryota, Metazoa, Arthropoda, Insecta, Hymenoptera, Formicidae. The transcript has a single exon. The coding region runs from base 1 to 510 and encodes 169 amino acids.